Molecule: messenger RNA, 845 nt
Organism: Hermetia illucens (black soldier fly)
Lineage: Eukaryota; Metazoa; Arthropoda; Insecta; Diptera; Stratiomyidae
Product: peptidoglycan-recognition protein SA-like
Exons: 4
Coding region: 147-722 (191 amino acids)
Biological process (GO): innate immune response; peptidoglycan catabolic process
Molecular function (GO): peptidoglycan binding; zinc ion binding; N-acetylmuramoyl-L-alanine amidase activity
Source: RefSeq, a predicted model, not a curated record
UACAGAUCUUUAAGACUCUUCCCAGCACUGCGAGUAACCAUCUAUGGUCUACGCAAGAAAGUUUCAUUGAUACUUACCAGUUCCAUUGAAGAAAGCUUGAGUUAGUCAGAGUUCGUCGCUAGUUCGUCAGGUUACUGCUCCUAAACAUGAUAGCCAAAACUAUCGCGAUUUUUCUGCUUGCCGUUAGUGCGAGUGCAGAAAGAGAUGAAACUUGCCCGGGGAUAAAAUCGAGGAACAACUGGGGCGCCAGGACUCCCACGACCGUCACCUACCAGACCUUUCCCGUCCCCAAUGUGAUAAUCCACCACACAGUCACGCCCGUUUGUACAACUUUCAGGUCUUGUGCAACUCAAGCAAAAAGCAUUCAGCGUUAUCACCAGACGUCGAAAAAAUGGCCAGACAUUGCGUAUAACUUCCUGGUUGGAAAUGACGGAAAUGUUUACGAAGGCGUAGGUUGGCAUAAAGUAGGAACCCACAUGUCAGGAUAUAAUAAAAAUUCGAUUGGAAUUGCCUUUAUUGGUGAUUUUAAUGACAAACUUCCUUCACGGGCAGCCAUGAAAGCGGCAAAGGAUUUGAUACAAUGUGGGGUGCAACUUGGUGAAAUUAGCGUUGAUUACGACUUAUACGCAGCAAGACAACUUCAGAGUACUGAAAGUCCUGGAUUAACACUCUACGCUGAGAUUCAAGACUGGGAUAACUGGAAGGCCACACCAAACAAAUAGAACAUAUAUGUCUAUAUAUAUAUAACAGUAUACUUUUAUUUAUAAUUUUAUUUAUUGUAUUUAUUCCUAUUGAGUAACUAUUAUGGGUUGUAUUGUUUCUAAUAAAUGCGUUUGUGUUCAAAA